UUGUGAUGGUAGAGGAGGUUGGCAACACUAGUCAGCUGAUGAUGGUAAACAAUGAGCUCCAGCUCCACCACAUGAAUUACCUUUAAUAGGGAGAAGCUCCAUGAGUCACACCAGUAGGGGUUUGGUGCAGGACGGCAGCAGUACGCAGGAUGGAGUGCUGCUCUGCUCCUUGGCAGAACUCAAGCUGCGGUUCUUGUGCCCUAGUGAUUUGCCUGAGGUUAAAACAUUGUGUCGAGAAUGGUUCCCAAUUGAAUAUCCUGAUGUUUGGUACGAAGAGAUCACAACUAAUCCUCGUUUUUAUGCACUGGCUGCAACUUUUCAUUCACAAAUCAUUGGCCUACUGGUGGCAGAGACGAAGCCUUUGUCUAAGAUGAAUAAGGAGGACCAAGAUAUUUUACCUCCAUCCCUGACUGGUCAGACACAAAUUGGCUACAUCCUGACACUUGGUGUAAGUGAUGCUCAUCGUGGCCAUGGAAUCGCCUCAUUGUUAUUGGACAACUAUCUGGCCCAGUUGUCUGCUCAUGAGUCACCCCGCGUACAAGCUGUGCUCUUACAUGUCCUCACCACAAAUCACCGUGCCAUCGCCUUUUAUCAACGACGCAACUUUGUGCGCCACACUUUUCUACCAUAUUAUUACAACAUAAAAGGAAAACCCAAAGAUGGCUUUUCCUAUGUCCGAUACGUUAAUGGGGGACAUCCACCGUGGACACUCCUAGAUUAUUUACAACACUGGACUCACACACUAUCUGUGGUGGAGGUGUGCUGGUGGCCAGUGCGAAUUAUGUCUAAAUUUUGGGGCCUUAUUGCUCGAUCUGCAACUGCUGUCAUGACCCAUCGUCUCUCCUAGCACAAGGUUAAGGUUGUGAAAUUGAGAACUGCAGAUCCAACUUACAUAACAGAUGGUUAUGUAGUUACACUGAUGCAGGAAUACUUGUAACUUUUUUGUAGAUGUAAAAUCAAGAGAGAACACAGUUCUUUAGAGGACAUCUCAUCAUCAGGUAUAUAUUUUAUUACAAAUGCUUAGGCACUCCAGGAGGUUCAAGACACAUGGCAUUUUUUAUCUCAACUUUGAUACAUAAAACUUAAACCUUAUUAUUUUUUUUUAAUAUUAUUCAGCAAACCAUUAAUUAAUGUUUGGAAAUUAAAAAAAUAUACGUAUUCUUUUUUUUUUAAGUUCCACAUUUUUUUUUUUUUUUAAGUUUAUAGUUCUGUACUGUACAGUAUAGUAAGCCCCUUGGAAAUGAGUCAUGAUUGUUAAAGUAAUUUGAGGCACAUAAGUGCUAUUUUUUUAACUAAUCCACCCAUUUUGGUUUGAGGUUAUCAUCAAAACAUUUUUACUCUGUACUGUAUUUUCUCUAAAUAUUCAUAUAAGCCCUUCAAAUAACAAAGGAAGAAACCCAAGUAAAUUAGGUUCUGCUUCCCCAUUACAGAGUAUUGCAGGUUGCCUGUAUCUGAACAAGAAUGCUGUUUAAAAUAUCCACCCAUUUGCCAAUAGAAAUUUUUUAUUUUGAGUCAUACUCCUGACAUAUUUAAAGUUGAGUCAUGCGGGUGCCGGCACGACUAUUGUAGGUAACUGGAAGGGUAAUUCCACAAAAAAAGAGAUUGUGAAGGUGUUGAUUCAUGUAGUUGCCUCAGACCAACUGUUUUGGGAUAAUUCUAAUGUUUGAGCAGUUUUGGACAAACAUAGUUACUAUCUCCAACUUUCUUUGACAUAAACUUUGCUGUUUUAUAGGUUUUACUCUGUGUCUUCAUUUGAAGAAGUGAUACAGUUAAAAAGUAAAUUAUCCUCAGGAGCCAAAAAAGGAGUGUGUGUAUGUGUGUGUGUCAAUGAUCAGCAGAUACAGAAUUCUUUACCAUUGAAAUAAUUGUUCUUUGCAUUUAAUUCCAUCAGUACAACAUUGUAGAUAUAAUAAUUAAUAGUGUAUGGUGUUAUUUAAUUAUUACUACCGAAAGUCAGGUAAUUUAUUGUUGAAAAUGUUAUUACGUAGUACCGUACAAAAUUAUAUACAUAGGCUUUAUCAUUUUUAAUGUUAUUUAUGCAAGCUUAUCAUAAAUUACUAUCAUUAGGUCUUUAUAUUCAGUCAUACUGCAGGGAUUUUUAUGAUUUUCGUGAUACAGUAUGCAGAAUGGGUGAACAAUUGCAGAUCUGUUAGUAGAAAUUUAUGUGUAGCAGUCUUAAUGUUCCUCAGAUCCCAGUGUAAUUUAUUGAUACCGUAUACGGUUAUGAUUCCGUAAAAUUAUUUAUCCUUGUAUCAUAUGACCUGGUUGUCACUCCUCCAUGCACCUACAGUAUAUGAUAAUGAAAUUACUAUUAGCACAUAACGGAACUAAAGAUAGAAAGUUCCACAUGUGACUGGGAAGAAAGCAGGUUACAUUUUGUACUUUUGUUCCCAUCAUUUAUAGUGUAAAAUGUUAUAUUUUCCCUUGUUAACAAUAUAUAUUUUUUUUAAGAUUACUGUAUAAUGAUUACUAUAGUCAAAUACAUCUAAUCUUGUUUAACAUAUUACAGUAGUCCCUCGCAAACUGCGGGAUUUUGGUUCCUGAAAACCCUGUGGUUGGCAAAUCCGCGAUUGGCAAAACUAAAAUAGCUUAAUAUGAAUAAAUGGUAAUAUAAAUUUUACAAUAUAUCUCCUGGAGAUGGCAUGUUGUUACUAUAAAAUAAGAAAAAUGAAGAGCAUUGGUGUGUAUGUGUGUGAAGUGAACAUGUCUGUGUGUAGACUUGGCAGGUUGCCAAAGUAGACUGUCCGUAUAGCUACUUCCCCAUAGCUCUCCCUCUACCAGGGCAAGCUUUGUUAUUUGUUAUUGUUAUUUUUCAACUCAUAUUUUAAGGUAGAUAUAUUGUAUGUAUUUUUUUUUUUUUUA
This is a messenger RNA of Homarus americanus (American lobster), 2862 nucleotides long. RefSeq names its product N-alpha-acetyltransferase 60-like (gene Naa60). The coding region runs from base 101 to 847 and encodes 248 amino acids. Lineage: Eukaryota; Metazoa; Arthropoda; Malacostraca; Decapoda; Nephropidae. Gene Ontology annotation, cellular component: Golgi membrane. Gene Ontology annotation, biological process: N-terminal peptidyl-methionine acetylation. Gene Ontology annotation, molecular function: protein-N-terminal amino-acid acetyltransferase activity; histone acetyltransferase activity. The transcript is spliced from 7 exons. The record is from RefSeq and is a predicted model, not a curated record.